Messenger RNA from Nicotiana tabacum (common tobacco), 1202 nucleotides. RefSeq names its product auxin-responsive protein IAA14. The record is from RefSeq and is a predicted model, not a curated record. Gene Ontology annotation, cellular component: nucleus. Gene Ontology annotation, biological process: regulation of DNA-templated transcription. Lineage: Eukaryota; Viridiplantae; Streptophyta; Magnoliopsida; Solanales; Solanaceae.
CCCUUAUUUGUUAGAACUACAUUAUAUACCUUUGUGUGAGUGUAUCUAUCUCUCUCUUCAAUUUAAUCAUUUUGCAUAGAAGAUAGCCAUUAUAUAUAAUCAAGAAAGAAGAGGUUAUGUUAUUUGAUGGAAGUAAUUGGCCGGAAAAUGGACUUGAAUCUCAAGGAAACUGAGCUAUGUUUGGGGCUGCCUGGUGGCGGUGGAGAAUUAAGAGCAGCUCAUCCUGCUGAUCACAAUAAUAUUGACUCCAUCACUAAAAAAAGAGGAUUUUCUGAGACUGUUGAUCUGAAACUCAACCUUCAAUCCAAUUUGGAUCUGAGUAAGGAGAAAAUAAAGAAUCCUUCUAAGGAAACUUGCAACAAGGACUCAGCCAAGCCACCAGCUAAGACACAAGUGGUGGGAUGGCCACCAGUGAGAUCAUACAGGAAGAACAUAAUGGCACAAAAAGGCGGCAGCAUUUGUGAAGAAAGUGAGAAUUCAAAGGGAGGAAUAUGCAGCAGUGCAGCAUUUGUGAAGGUGUCCAUGGAUGGUGCACCUUACCUUCGAAAGGUAGACUUGAAGAUGUACAAAAGCUACCAACAACUCUCUGAUGCUUUGGCCAACAUGUUUAGCUCCUUUACUAUGGGUAAUUAUGGGGCCCAAGGAAUGAUAGAUUUUAUGAAUGAGAGGAAACUGAUGGAUCUCCUCAACAGUUCUGACUAUGUACCUACCUAUGAAGAUAAGGAUGGGGACUGGAUGCUCGUGGGAGAUGUACCUUGGCAGAUGUUUGUUGAUUCAUGCAAGCGUUUGCGCAUAAUGAAAGGAUCCGAAGCUAUUGGACUUGCACCAAGAGCCAUGGAGAAAUGCAAGAGCAGGAACUGAGCAAUAGUUCGGCAAUUUAUGGAGACUUGAAAAUGUUGAUGAAGCAGUUUAGUUGAGGAGGAAGAUGUCCAUGUGUCUGUAUUUUUAUUUGAUGGUAUACGUAGAUAAUUCAAGAAAUGAUCUUUGGAAAUUUGUAGUGGAAAAGAAGCAGCAAUAAACUGAAAACCCUAAUGUCUGGUUUGUUUAUUACUAAUGGGGCUUGUUUAAUAAUUGUCCCUCAAUUUCUUUCCAUUUUCUUUCUCCUCUUUGGGUGGUUGUUCUUGUCCUCGCUGUUAUAGUGAUUGAGUGUUUUAUUCCUUCAUUUUUAAAUAACAUUUUUUCCAGUAACCAGAUUUUCCGCA